Messenger RNA from Thyridium curvatum, 1752 nucleotides. RefSeq lists its product as uncharacterized. The coding region runs from base 1 to 1752 and encodes 583 amino acids. NCBI's taxonomy places the organism in Eukaryota, Fungi, Ascomycota, Sordariomycetes, Thyridiales, Thyridiaceae. The record is from RefSeq and is a predicted model, not a curated record. The transcript has 3 exons.
AUGUCCGGUUUCGAAGUGGCAGGCAUCGUUCUGGGCGCCAUCCCGAUCGCCAUCGAGGCUCUGGAACGAUAUAGUGAGGUUGGCAAGCGCCUCGGCUUCUGGUACAAGAUCCGGUUUGAGUACCAGAAGAGCAGUGAUCACUUGACUUUCUUUCAGGUUGCGUACAAGCGGCACCUGAAGUUCCUCUUAUUGCCACUUGUAGUGGACAAUGACAAGGUCGAGGAACUCCUAUCUAAACCGGAAGGGGAGGGUUGGAAGGACCCGGCAGUUGCAAACCUUCUCGAAGCUCGCCUUGCCGAGUCAUAUGAGCUGUACCUAAGGCAUAUGACAGCCAUCGCCGGAGUCAUGGAGAAACUGAAUCAUGAGCUCGCUGUUGACAAGAAUAGCGUUCAAAGUCGCAUCAAAACCUCGAAAGGGACCAAGGAAGCCCGAGUCAAACAAGCGGCGAGUCAGGACAGAUUGGAGUAUCAUCUCUACAGAAUCAAAUUUUGCAACGGAGAAAGUGUGCGAAAAGAGCUCUUCAAAGAGCUCGAAGAUCUGCUUAGCAGAAUGAAAGAUCUGCUAGAUACGAGCGAUAAAGAGACACUACUUGUGGGUAAGAGGGCGACAGCAGCCAAGAACUCGGCUAUAGACACCGCCAUCUGUCGCUUCUUCGUCCAUGCCAACAAGCUCUUCCACGCUCUCGCUUCGGCUUGGAACUGCUGUUGUCAGCAGCAGCAUUGCGUCCAACUACUACUACAGCACCGCACAGACAAGAAGUCAGAGUUCGAAGUGGUCUUCGCCAAGUCUCUGCCGUCGAGUUGGGAAGUUCUCCAAACUCGAAUAGUGGAAGGAAACCUCGUUUCAACCGCCGAGCAGCCUCCUCAGGCAAAGAAAUCGAGUCCGAUGGCUACUCUGCCGCCAUCAGAUCCAAAAGGAAAACAGCCCCUCAAGUCAGCAUUGCGGACGACAGGCCAGCAACACAUAUUGGAAACGGGAAGAGCUGCGCCCUCUAUCACCUUUAUGGCUACGGGCACUCCUUGCGGACGUCCUGAAGAUGCAACCGCCUUACCAAUCAAAAGCCUAUGUAUCUCCCUUGACAAGGGUAGUGAACCGUGCUGUGGCUUCAUACCCGAGGAAGACUGUCGCUACUACGUCUACAAGGUAUCCCACCGGCAAAUGAAAAGCCUCACAUCCGUGACCCUAGAUGAGAUUCUACAUGGCCAUGUAGAGCCCUCCCCGACUCGCCGACAACGCUAUUCACUUGCUCUGGUUCUUUCCUCUUCGUUUCUCCAGCUGUUGGAUACUCCUUGGCUUCCAGCUACCUGGUCGAAGUCCGAUAUAGCAUUCAGCAACUCUGGCGGUGAUUCGAGUAUAUUCGCCUUGGACCAGCCACAUCUCAGCCGCCGUCUAGAAGCCCCAGAAACGAGCGAGAGCAAGGCAGCCACGUUCCUCCAGUCCCUCGAUCUCCUUGGCAUAGUUCUACUGGAGCUUUGCUUUGGCACGGUGCUCGAGAGCCGGGCGUGCCGGAAAAGAUGGCCGAGCGGCAACAACGAAAAGGAAAGGAUGGCCUUUGAUUUCAUGGCUGCGAGGGAGUGGCAACUCGAAGUUAAUGAAGAGGCAGGCCCCGACUUUGCCGAAGCCGUAGCAUGGUGCCUAGGGGGCAAUCGCAGUACGCCGCCUGAAGUCUGGAGACGAGAGAUGCUACAGAGGGUCGUGCGGCCUCUUGAACGGUGCAGGCAGAUUCUGAUUGAUGGGGCUGGUACAAGUUGA